AGGAGUGGGGGGAGAGGGAGGAGGAGGAGGAGAGUGGCUACUAGUACUAGCUAUCUUUGGAGUGGGCGUUUCUUGGCCGGCGGCGAUGGAGCAGGUGCGGCGGAAGAGUAGCCUGAGGUCGCAUGGCUCAGGCAAGUCCUCGCCGCGGGUGGGAUCGGGGGUGUUCGAUGAGCGGUCCGGACUGGCGGCCGAUCGUGACGGCGGCGAGGAAGGGGAGGUGGUCGUGAGGAUCGACGGGGAGGGGCCUUGCCGCGAGCCGUUCGCGUUCCCCGGCCAGGAUGGCGGUGGGGCGGGGAAUGUGAGCCCGAACACCGACUCCACGGCGAGCACGCCGCGGGGGGCGAGCAGGACGUGGUCCAGCUGGACCAACUCGCCGCGAUCCCCGCCCAAGGUGAGGCGGGACGGGAGCGUUGAGUUUUGGAAGAAUGAUGGCGGCGGGGACGGGGGCAGCGAUGGGGGUGGAGGCAGAGGCGGUGGCGGUGGCGGUGGCGGUGGCCGGCGCGCCUGCGAGGCGUUCAGCUUCAAGAACCGGGCGCCGCCGCGGCCUUCGUCGUCGCAGGCGUCGUCCCCUUCGCUAUCGCCGCAGCCGGCACACGCUGCGGGUGCGGUAGACGGCGGCGAGGAUCCGCCCACGCGUCUCAUCGGGAACUUCCUUCGGAAACAGAAGGCGUCCGGCGCCGAGCUGUCGCUGGACCUCGACAUGGAGGAGCUCGGGAGGCCGUCGCAACUGCAUGCGCAGCCAUCCUUCUCAAACUCCCUGGAACGCGAGGCGCGAGUCUCCUUCCAACCGAAAAGGCGUGUCGCCUCGUCCUCUGACUCCGACUCCGACACCGGAGGUAGCCGUAGGCGCGGCGGCGACGACGGCGAGGUUGUUCGCUGCACGUCCAGUUCCACUGCAGCGGGACACUUGAUGCGAGCCAAAACGCGAUCCCGGCUGAUGGACCCGCCGCCGCAGCCCCAGCCGGCGUCCGCGGUCCCUCCCGUCGGCGACGAGGAGAGGAGAUCCUCUGUCUUGCGGACGCCUACGAAGUCCGGCCAGUUCAUCUCGGGCCUCAUGACCGGCAAGUCCGGGCAAAUCGCCAAGUCGGGCCCGUUGGAAGAGGAGGAGGAGGACCCAUUCAUGGACGAGGACAUCCCCGACGAAUUCAAGCGCGGGAAGCUGGACGCCAUCACUAUCCUUCAGUGGCUCAGCUUGGUGCUCAUCAUCGCGGCAUUGGCGUGCAGUCUCACCAUCAAGGCCCUGUCCGGGAAGAAGGUCUGGGGGCUGCACCUCUGGAAGUGGGAGCUCCUCGUGUUCGUGCUCAUCUGCGGCCGCCUUGUCUCCGGCUGGGUCAUCCGGAUCGCCGUGUUCUGCGUCGAGCGCAACUUCUUGCUGCGCAAGCGCGUGCUCUACUUCGUGUACGGCGUGCGCAGCGCCGUGCAGAACGCGCUCUGGCUCGGCCUGGUACUCUCCUCUUGGCACUUCAUGUUCGACAAGAACGUCCAGCGGGAGACGAACUCGCCUGUGCUGCCCUACGUGCAGAAGAUACUGUUCUGCUUCCUCGUCGCCACGCUCAUCCGCCUCGUCAAGACGCUGCUGCUCAAGGUGCUGGCAUCCUCCUUCCAUGUCAACACAUACUUUGACCGGAUUCAGGAGGCAUUGUUCAACCAGUUUGUCAUCGAGACGCUCUCCGGGCCGCCCCUAGUUGACGAAAACCAAUUCCUUGCUGAGAUGCAUGAGCUUCAACGCGCAGGAGCAACCAUCCCAGCUGAGCUCCGUUCCACUGUACCAACCAAGAAUCUUUCAGGGCAAAGGAGUAUUCGGAUGUCCGGGGUGAUUCCUAAGGGAGAAGGGAGCAAGCAGCUGUCAAAAGAGAAAGGAGAGCACCAGAUUGAGGAGGGGAUCACCAUUGACAAGCUUCAUAAACUCAACCAGAAAAAUAUCUCAGCUUGGAACAUGAAAAGGUUGAUGAGGAUUGUUCGGUUUGGGACGCUCACGACAAUGGAUGAGCAGAUACAGCAGGCAACGGGUGAGGGGGAUGAGUCAGCGACACAGAUUCGUAGUGAAUAUGAAGCCAAGAUUGCUGCCAAGAAGAUCUUUCACAAUGUGGCGAAGCCUGGCUCCAAGUAUAUAUACUUGUCAGAUUUGCUGCGUUUCAUGAGGCAGGAAGAAGCCAUCAAAACAAUGGAUCUUUUCGAAGGAGCACAGGAGCACAGCAGGGUUAGCAAGAGAUCUCUAAAGAACUGGGUGGUGAAUGCAUUUAGAGAGCGCAAAGCCCUUGCCCUAACACUUAAUGAUACAAAGACUGCAGUGAACAAGCUCAACCAGAUGGUUAAUGUUGUUGUUGGGAUAAUUGUGUUUGCCCUCUGGCUACUUAUUCUGGGUAUAGCAACAACACAUUUCUUUGUCUUCCUCAGUUCACAAGUUCUUGUGGCAGUUUUUGUAUUUGGGAAUACUUUGAAGACAAUUUUUGAGGCAAUUGUGUUCUUGUUCGUGAUGCAUCCUUAUGAUGUUGGUGAUCGCUGCGAAAUAGAAGAUUGUCAGGUGGUUGUUGAGGAAAUGAAUAUAAUGACAACAGUGUUUCUCCGAUAUGAUAACCUGAAGAUCUAUUAUCCAAACAGUGUACUUGCCACAAAACCGAUUAUGAAUUACUACAGGAGUCCUGAUAUGGGAGAAGGAAUUGACUUCUCCGUUCAUGUUGCCACCCCAGUGGAGAAAUUAGCCCUUAUGAAGGAAAGAUUAUUACGUUACAUCGACAACAAGAAGGACCAUUGGUAUCCUGGUGCAAUGAUUGUCCUCCGUGAUGUGGAUGACACCAACAAGCUGAAAGUGUCCAUAUGGCUCCGGCACACACUCAACUGGCAGGACAUGGGGAUGAGGUUCGUAAGGAGGGAGCUGGUGCUCCAAGAGAUGAUCAAAGUUCUCAAGGACCUCGACAUAGAAUACAGGAUGCUGCCACUCGACGUGAACGUGCGAAACGCGCCCCCUAUCCAGUCCACGAGGAUGCCAACGACAUGGAACUAUUCCUGAUUACUGAAUCGGUGAAUGCACCAGAUCAUUCAGCUAUGAGAUUACAGAGAGGAGGAAAUGCCUUUGAUCGAGUUUGAGCUGCAAGAUCCUGGUGGCAACUAGCAAGUGUUCUGCGCUGCAAGAGCUUGGUAACAACUAGCAAGUAGUGGAUAGCAUGUAAAAACUAGCAAUGGUUGUUAUUGUUAGUGUGCUUGAAGCCAUCAUCACUUGGUAGUUGGUGCAGUAUGUAAUUACUGGUGCUGUGUAGUUGAUGGAUAACGUAGAUACAGAGAUAAAGAGUUUUCAUUCCAAAUGGUGAAAGCAGUAAUAAAAAGUUCAAUGGGUGAACUCCUAUUUCUGAUUC
This is a messenger RNA of Oryza sativa Japonica Group (Japanese rice), 3353 nucleotides long. Its product is annotated as mechanosensitive ion channel protein 5. Gene Ontology annotation, molecular function: mechanosensitive monoatomic ion channel activity. The record is from RefSeq and is a predicted model, not a curated record. NCBI's taxonomy places the organism in Eukaryota, Viridiplantae, Streptophyta, Magnoliopsida, Poales, Poaceae. Gene Ontology annotation, biological process: monoatomic anion transport; transmembrane transport. Gene Ontology annotation, cellular component: plasma membrane.